GCAACAACGUAGUGCACAUGGGUCACAACACCUAGUGACAUUUAUCGUUUUUAAAACCUUUUCGAUAUAUUAUAUUACAGUGGUUUGUGUGAAGUGACAACAUCAGAACUUAGUAUGGGUAAGAAGAAGGCAGGCGGAGGAGGCGGACUGGGCAGAGCUCUGAUAAAAGAGAGACUCCAGGCAGGCCGAGGAAACAAGAGGGGCGACUCAUGGCUCCACACCAGUGAGCUGAAUGAUGGCUAUGACUGGGGACGGCUGAACCUUCAGUCAGUGACAGAACAGAGUUCCAUGGAUGAUUUUCUGGCCACUGCUGAAUUGGCAGGAACAGAGUUUGUUGCAGAGAAACUCAACAUCAGGUUUGUGCCAGCGGAAGCUAGAGCAGGCUUAAUAACGGCUGAAGAGAGAACCAGGCUGGUGAAGCUGCAUGAAGACAACAAGCAUUUCCUCAGAAUUCCUCGACGCCCCCACUGGGAUGAAAGCACCAGUCCAGAUGCACUUCAGCAAGCAGAGAAAGACAGUUUCUUGGUGUGGAGACGAGACCUUGCACAGCUAGAGGAAGAACAGAAGUUGAUUCUCACCCCAUUUGAGAGGAACCUGGAGUUCUGGAGACAACUGUGGAGAGUGAUCGAGAGGAGUGAUGUCAUCGUUCAAAUUGUUGAUGCCAGAAAUCCUUUGCUGUUCAGGUGUCCUGACUUGGAGUCGUACGUAAAGGAAGUGUCAGAGCAUAAGGUGAACAUGCUGUUGGUGAAUAAGGCAGACCUGCUGACCCGGGAGCAGCGGCGAGCCUGGGCCAGGCACUUCCAGAAAGAAGGGCUCAGGGCAGUUUUCUGGUCUGCCCUGGCCGAGAGCAACAGACUGGAUGCAGAGGAUAAGGGCAUGGAAGUGGACGAUCCAGAGUGUGACGAGAGUGACCCAGAAGAGGAAGGGCAGCCAGACAAUGAAGUCUUGGCCCAAAAGGGGGCAGAGGGAGAGGAGGAGGUGAAAGCAGAAGGGGAGGAGGAUGAGGAGAGCGGUGCAGAGGAAGACCAUCAGAAAAAGAUACAUGUAGAAGAGGAAGAAUGGUACUCUUGCUCAGAAGAUGAGGGCGAAGAAGAGGAAGGGAUUGCUGGUUCAUCCAGUGAUUCCUCCUUCCACAACUCUAGCCGUCUACUACACAAGGAUGAGCUGCUGGACAUGUUCAAGGCUGUUCACAACGGGCCCAGGUGUAAAGAUGGGCAGCUGACAGUGGGACUGGUUGGGUAUCCUAAUGUGGGAAAGAGUUCCACCAUCAACACUAUUCUGAGGAACAAGAAGGUGUCUGUUUCAGCCACUCCUGGACACACUAAGCACUUUCAGACUCUGUAUGUGGAGCCAGGCAUGUGCCUCUGUGACUGUCCGGGUCUGGUCAUGCCCUCCUUUGUUUCCACCAAAGCUGAGAUGAUCUGCUCUGGGAUUCUGCCCAUAGAUCAGAUGAGAGAUCACGUACCUGCAGUCUCCCUGAUAUGUCAGACGAUCCCUCGGCAUGUGUUAGAAGGCACCUACGGCAUCAACAUCAUCCGACCCCGAGAAGACGAAGACCCAGACAGGCACCCCACCUCUGAGGAGAUGCUGAUGGCUUAUGGAUACAUGAGAGGCUUUAUGACGUCUCAUGGCCAGCCUGAUCAAUCCAGAUCAGCUCGGUACAUCCUGAAGGAUUAUGUCAACGGCAAGCUUCUGUACUGCCAUCCUCCUCCACAUAUUAAUGCUGAAGACUUCCAGCCGCAGCACAAAAAGUUCCUGAAUAGAGACUCAGACUGCUGUGACCUCUCUGCAGCAACAAACAAACAGAAAAUCAAGAGAAUUGAAAAUGUGGUCGACAAGAACUUCUUCCACCAGGAAAAUGUGCGGGCAUUCUCCAAGGGGGUUCAGUCCGUCAUGGGCUACAAACCAGGCAGUGGACCCGUCGGCCCGGGAAAAGCUGGAUCAGAGGUGGUGGAGGGAAAACCCUGGAAAAAACACGGCAACAGGAACAAGAAGGAGAAAGUGCGGCGUCUUAACAAACAUCUGGAUGCCUGAGGAUGAUUGAAAAUCAAAGCACUUUUAAUCACAGAUCAUUUCAGCAGAAAUGAAAAAACCCUGACGUACGGUUCACAUGUGAUUCCAAAGGAUUUAAUGCUGAGCAGUAUCUGUAGGUAGAUUCAGGCCCCUUAAUCCCCUUGAGUGUGGAGCCAUCAGGCUGUCUUCAUAUUAACAAAUGAGGUGCAUAAUCUGUCCUGCACUGCUCUGUUUAGACCAUAAUGGUGUAAUGCAUUCCAUCAACUGGAUCACCAGUUGUACACCAGGUCUCACCACAGUGAUCGGAAACGGACUCGACGUCCAGAGGGUAUGAAUUUUAUAAGACAUUUAAAAGGACAUUUUCAAUUUCUAUUUUGAAGCUGUUUCAAAAAACACAAAGGACUAUCUUUACCAAAUACAUGGCUGAAUGUUGGAUACUGCUUGUAUCCAUAUACAGCUGUGAUUAUUGUAACUAAGAUUAUGAAAUAAAUUGAUUGUUUUCAUGUU
Chelmon rostratus (copperband butterflyfish) is the source of this 2520-nucleotide messenger RNA. It is a transcript of the gene lsg1, whose product is annotated as large 60S subunit nuclear export GTPase 1. Gene Ontology annotation, biological process: ribosomal subunit export from nucleus. The record is from RefSeq and is a predicted model, not a curated record. Bases 115 to 2034 code for a protein of 639 amino acids. Lineage: Eukaryota; Metazoa; Chordata; Actinopteri; Chaetodontiformes; Chaetodontidae. Gene Ontology annotation, cellular component: cytosol. Gene Ontology annotation, molecular function: GTPase activity; GTP binding. The transcript is spliced from 14 exons.